AUCUUCUUAAACCUUUCUCUCUCCUUCUGAUCUCUUUACAAAAAAAUUGGGUAGUGCUGCUACGAUCCAAACUCCAAGGGGCAGCCCAACCAGAAAGCCCAGAAAAUUAAUUGGCGAGAAAAAGAUAGGAAGGGAGAGUAUAUGAUUCAUAUUUACCAGUCUUCUUCUUCUUCUUGUGCUUUUCAUUCGGAUCUCUGAGCUACGGCUGCUCGUUUGACUGAUUCCAUCUCCAAUCUCAUCCCAAAUAUUCACUGAAAUGGCUGGAGGAGGAUUCAUCCACCAGCUUUUGAGGAGGAAGCUUCAGCCACACUCUGCUGCAUCUCCAUUUUUAUCUAUCUUUACUUCAAAGAAAGUUCAUGAUGACACUGGAUCAGUGGGUAUGAAGUCCCUAAGAACAUUUGCGCUCCUUGGAGCUGGCCUUUCUGGGUUUCUUAGUUUCGCAACUGUAGCAUCUGCUGAUGAGGCUGAACACGGCUUAGAAUGUCCGAGCUAUCCUUGGCCUCACAAAGGCAUUCUCAGUUCAUAUGACCAUGCAUCGAUUCGCCGUGGUCACCAAGUUUACCAGGAAGUGUGUGCAUCUUGCCACUCCAUGUCUUUGAUAUCAUAUCGUGAUUUGGUAGGUGUUGCAUAUACAGAAGAGGAGGUGAAAGCAAUGGCAGCUGAGAUUGAGGUAGUUGAUGGGCCCAACGAUGAGGGUGAGAUGUUUACUCGUCCUGGUAAACUCAGUGAUCGUUUUCCUCAGCCAUAUGCAAAUGAACAAGCGGCCAGAUUUGCUAAUGGAGGGGCUUAUCCUCCUGAUUUAAGUCUUAUUACGAAAGCUCGUCACAAUGGUCAGAAUUAUGUUUUUGCUCUUUUAACUGGUUACCAUGAUCCUCCUGCUGGUGUUUCAAUCAGAGAGGGGUUGCAUUACAAUCCUUACUUUCCUGGGGGAGCUAUUGCCAUGCCUAAAAUGCUGAAUGAUGGUGCCGUUGAGUAUGAAGAUGGUACCCCUGCAACAGAAGCACAGAUGGGAAAAGAUGUUGUAACGUUCUUAUCAUGGGCAGCAGAGCCAGAAAUGGAAGAAAGGAAAUUGAUGGGUUUUAAGUGGAUAUUUGUACUCUCACUGGCAUUACUUCAGGCUGCAUAUUACCGGCGAUUGAAGUGGUCAGUUCUCAAGUCUCGCAGGCUAGUUGUUGACGUCGUCAACUAAGCUUCCGUCUGGUUUCUCUCAUUCCAAUGAUUAUGUGUGGACUUGAAAUUGGCAAUAAUUGCUUUUGUCAGAAAACUAGGCUUCUGCCGGUGGACAUAUUGUAAUGGUGAUGGAGUCACCUGCGGAGUCUUUUUUUUGUUGAAUUGAGGAAGAUAAUAAGCUAUUCUCCAUGUAGGCAACAUGAAUUUUGUUA
Hevea brasiliensis (rubber tree) is the source of this 1382-nucleotide messenger RNA. RefSeq names its product cytochrome c1-2, heme protein, mitochondrial. Gene Ontology annotation, biological process: mitochondrial electron transport, ubiquinol to cytochrome c. Gene Ontology annotation, molecular function: heme binding; electron transfer activity. NCBI's taxonomy places the organism in Eukaryota, Viridiplantae, Streptophyta, Magnoliopsida, Malpighiales, Euphorbiaceae. The transcript has 8 exons. The record is from RefSeq and is a predicted model, not a curated record. Bases 257 to 1189 code for a protein of 310 amino acids.